AUGUUUUUAUCUCGUCGAGCUAGUGGAUUUCGAGCUAUUCUUAUUAUUUUAACAAUUGUUCUUAUUCUAAUUAUUCUAUCAAAAUAUUUUGUUAAAAAUAAUCAUCAACGAUCUAUAUCAAUGAGUAAUUAUGAUACAAAUACUAAAGUGAAUAUAUUUACACAAAAGAAUUUAAUAAAUAAAAAUUCUGAAUUUAUUAAAAAUAUGCCAAAUUUACCAUCUAAUUUAAUUCAAAUUGUUAAUCAUUCAAUAUCAUUAUAUGUUCAUUUUGAUUUAAAAGGUGCUUCACCUAAAAUAUCAUAUUUUGAAAAAUUAUUUCCAUUAUUACAUAAAUGGGGUGCAACAGGUAUUUGCAUAGAAUAUGAAGAUAUGUUUCCAUUUGAUGGAAUUGUUAGUUCAAUUAAACAUAAACAAGCAUAUACGAAAGAUGAUAUUGAAAAAAUUAAUCAAUUAGCAAAAGAAAAUCAUUUAGAUGUUAUGCCUUUAUUACAAACUUAUGGUCAUUUAGAAUUUUUAUUAAAAUUAAAAGAUUUCAGUGAUUUACGUGAAAAUCCGAAAUAUCCUCAAGUUAUAACACCAUGUAUAAAUAAAACCUAUACAAUCCUUUUUUCUAUGAUUGAUCAAUAUUUAAAUUUACAUCCAAAUAUACGUUUUUUUCAUAUUGGUCAUGAUGAAGUUUAUUAUUUUUUAACAAAUCCUGCUUGUGAAGAAUUUCAACGUUUAACUGGUAUUCAAAAUCAAUAUGAUUUAUUUGCUUAUCAUUUAAAUAUAAUCGCUAAUUAUAUUAAGAAAAAAUCUCCUGAUAUAAUUCUAUUCGUUUGGCAUGAUGUUUUACAAAAUUUAAAUAUACAAAUGUUACAAAAAUAUAAUUUAUUAAAUUUAAUUAAUCCGGUUUUAUGGUCUUAUAGAGAAGAUAUGCAUGUUGAAGGAUUUGUUAUUGGUUCACAAGCAGAUCUAUUUGGUCAAUAUCAGACUUUAUGGGGUGCAACUGCAUUUAAAGGUGCAACAAAUGAAAUUGCAACUUUAAGUGAUGUUAAACAUUAUCAUGAAAAUCAAUUAUCAUGGAUUAAACAAUUACAAUUAUAUAUUCCAACCAAAUGGAAAAAUUUCGAUGGAGUUAUUUUAACUGGAUGGUCACGAUAUGAUCAUUUUCUUUCAUUAUGUGAAUUAUUACCUUAUUCAAUUCCAUCAAUGAUUUAUUCAAUAGCUGCAUGGCAACAACAAUUUAGUAGUCUUCCUAAACUUGAUAUUGUUCCAAGUUCAUUACAUGAAUAUGUACAAAAACAAUUAGAAUGUUCAUCCGCACUUCAUAUAACUGUUCAAGAUCAUUCAACAAAACCAGUACCGAAAUGUAAAUUUCCUGGUGCUGGUGUUUAUGAAGCUAUGAUAUCUUUACCACGUAUAUGGUUACAAGUUCAAGAAGCUGAAUCGUUUGUUAAUAAAUAUGUAACUGAUCUUCAUGUUCGAUAUAAAUAUAUUCAUAUCAAACGUGGAGAAGAAUGUUUAGAAAAAUUAACACCUGUAAUAAAUUUAUUAAAAGCAUUUCUUAUAUCAUUUACUAAUUCAAUGAAUGAAGUAUUUCCAUCACAAGUUGCUAUUGAAUGGCUUGAAACAUAUUUUAUGAAACGUUAUAAUUUAGUUAAUGAACGACAUGAAUUUAUUCAACAUGCUGUUAAUGAACAAAAAUCAUGGUUACCAAGACCAAUACCAGAUACAGAAAAUCUUGAAAUUAAUUAUAAAAAUAAAAGUUGA
Molecule: messenger RNA, 1752 nt
Organism: Adineta steineri
Lineage: Eukaryota; Metazoa; Rotifera; Eurotatoria; Adinetida; Adinetidae
Source: the annotation of a GenBank genome assembly